Messenger RNA from Andrographis paniculata, 1481 nucleotides. Its product is annotated as protein LAZY 1-like. Lineage: Eukaryota; Viridiplantae; Streptophyta; Magnoliopsida; Lamiales; Acanthaceae. The coding region runs from base 85 to 1236 and encodes 383 amino acids. Gene Ontology annotation, biological process: regulation of auxin polar transport; gravitropism. The record is from RefSeq and is a predicted model, not a curated record. The transcript is spliced from 5 exons.
AAAUGUGACCUAUAUAACUUACACUCUAUCUUAACUUCAUUUCUUCAUUCCUUUUUCUCAUCAAACUCUACACUACAACCAAACAUGAAGUUACUAGGGUGGAUGCAUCGAAAAUUCCGGCAAAACAACGGUGAAACCGCGAAGGACAUAUCCAUGGGUUACACCGGCCAUUCGUCGAUGGACGAUCUUCAGUACUACCCGAAAGGACCUUACAGCGGCGGCGGCGGCGGCAACAAACCUUUCGGAAAAUCGCAACGAGAUCAUCACUACCUCCGAAACUCAUUCACAAGUCUCGACUCGGCUCGAGUCGAAGAAGAGGAUCUCGAAGAAGAUCCGUCCCCGGAACUCAACGAGCUUUUCCACGGAUUCCUCGCCAUCGGAACUCUCGGCACGGACCCAAUCUCGACUACUGAGCCGGCGACGCCAACAUUUUCGAUCUCCGUUGAUCACAUCGCGGAAAAGGAAACGGAAGUCACCGAAAACGAGCUCAAAUUAAUCAACGACGAGCUCGAAAAGGUCCUCGGCACCGAAAGCAGAGACAGCUGCAAUCUUUCGUCCGGCCGGAACAGCCAAGUCAGCGCCGGCAGGAUCAGCCACUGCAGCGCGAUCACACUCGCCGGAAAAACUAUCGAAAGCGCCGAAACUUAUGGGAAUAUUGGAACAAUCACUUGCCCUCUGCAAAACUACCUUUUCGGAUCGGCGAUUGGGCUGCCGGAAACUGACCUGAAUUCUGCUCCGGCGAAGAAAGAUCAGAGGACUUCGCUCGGAGAGCUUUUUCAGAAGGCGCGACAAACAGAGGACAGCUCUGUUACAAAAUCCGAGAAGAGAAUCGACAAGGAAACCGACAGAUCUGCCGUGCAUCUUGUGAAGAAGAUGCUCAAGAAAAAAAUUGCUCAUGCUUCGGGGAAGAACUCCGCUGUGGAUUCGACGAAGCUGCAUAAGAUUCUGCAGAUUUUCAACAGGAAAGUUCAUCCUGAGAAUUCAGCAACGCCUCCUCAGAAGGGUAGGAAUGAGAUCAAAGAUCGUACGAACAGCGGCGGUCCGAGGCCGUCGGCUGAGGACAUUAUAAUAUAUCCUCAUGAUCAUGAUCACCUUCAUGAUCGAGGAUGGGGUUGCAGGGAGGUGGAGGGUGAUCAUCAUGUUCAUGUUUCUCAGCUUACGAAGAGCACCAAUGAUGCUACUGGGAAUGAACUCUGGGUCAAAUCUGAUGCAAACUACUUAGUUUUGGAGCUCUAAAGAAAUGCAACAAUGGAAGUUGAGUUGGCUUGGGGUACUUAUAUGUGUUAUUGCCACAAAAAGGGUACUUGGCUUUCUUAUAUAAAUAUUAAAUUAUUGUGUGGAUUUUUAUGUAUGUCUGAGUGGUUGGUUAUACUUACAGUUUCUAUCUUAUGUUGGGUUUGCAAGAACAAUAAUAAAAGUGAGAACUCUAUAUCCUAAUGUAAUAUUAUGCCUUCUAAUCAUGUAUUGUAAAACCUAAGCUA